Rhipicephalus microplus (southern cattle tick) is the source of this 2512-nucleotide messenger RNA. RefSeq lists its product as uncharacterized. Lineage: Eukaryota; Metazoa; Arthropoda; Arachnida; Ixodida; Ixodidae. The record is from RefSeq and is a predicted model, not a curated record.
UGGCGCAUGUGGACCUUUGGAAGUUCCAGUAAAGGGUAAACCCCAACGGGACUCCUUCUGCAGACCUCUGUUCACACCCACCUGGCAGCGUCAACUACUACGCAGAUGCCUUUGCAAGCGUGGGUACCUUCGAAAUUCUUGGGACGAAUGCAUUCCACGCAUGAAAUGCUUCCCUUGCAAGUUCCGAUGGCAGAGAGACUAUCACACAUGUAUGCCUGGAUGCCCGAAAACCUGCGACAUGCCUUUCGGCUUGCCAUGUAACAAGCCAUGCACAGCAGGCUGUGAUUGUCCCCCUGGUUAUGUUGUGAGCCCAAAGUUUCCCAGCAUGUGCACACCGAUCAGUAAUUGCCGUCCACAAUGUCCAGCAAACUCAAGUUUCAUGUGGUGCGUGUCAAGUUGUCUUCCUAAAUGCGGCCAAGUCCCUCCCAAAGCAUGUGGCAUUAAAUGCGAUGGUGUGGGAAGCUGCGUAUGUAAUGAAGGAUACGCUGAGCUGGAGCGAAAUGGCAAGAAGACGUGCGUUCUUCCGAAAAUGUGUCCCCUGCUUUCAUUUAAUCAAACUAUAUCUACGAUAGAAGAAAAAAGGCCUACUGAAAUGCCUAACACCUCAGAAAAAGUCUCGAAGCAGUCAUUUGCUGCAUCUUCACCUGUUUUCCAGCAAAACAUAUCGGCAAGUAUAGGAUCGAGUAUUCAGGAUGCACAGCCAAGCGCUACUAGAGGAUCUGGACACCCACCAGUCACUGUAGGUACAGAAGGCGAGCAUUUACCUGCUACCUCAGGAUUGGGUGGUACCCUUGCAUUCUCAGUUACUGAAGCUAGAGGGAGCAAGCUGAUGUCCAUCAAUGCAACAACUACGCGCAGUGGUCCGUCAAGUGGCACUGCUGAUACUCCAAGUGCUGGAGGUUUGACAGUCACCUUACAUACAGGACGUACGCUUCCGCCGACUACUUCAGGUAUGGGAAGCAACAUGGCAUCCCGAGUUGAGGAAGCUGGGGGUAGCAAACUGAUGUCCAUCAGUGCUACAGGUACUCUCAGUGGACCGUCAACUGGCGUUGCUGGUACUCCGGAAGUUGGAGGGUUAGCAGGCAAUGUAGGUACAGAAAGUACGCUUCAACCUGGCAUCUUACAAACGGAAGGUAGCCUGACACCCCCCACUAGUGAAGCUGGAGGAAGCAAACUGAUGUCCGUCAAUGCAACAAGUACAUACAGCGGACCGUCGAGUGGCACUUUUGGUACUCUAGGAGCUAGAGGGUUAACAAUUACAGCAGGUAAAAGACCCGUACCUGGCAUUUCAGGAACGUACGGCAAACUGACAUCUUCAGUUAUCAAAACUGGCAGAAGCGUUCUGGUGUCAAUGAAUAGAACAAGUGCGCUCAACAGACCAUCGAGUGCUUAUGCUGUGGUACCUGAAGACAUGCUAAGUGCCACGUCAACAGCUGCACUAGCCACAGCUUCACCCACACCUGUACGGUAUGCUCCACGUUCUGGCUUACAUUUCUUCAGACAUACAGAUCUGGGUGUGGCCACAAUCACUGCACAUGCUUCGCAGUCAUAUUCUUUGACUCCUUUUUACGCUCACUUAUUGAGAACGGCACCACGUAGUUCGAGUAAUUUUCUUUAUUACUCAAGUAUGCCGCCAUUUUAUGGUUGUGAAAAUGAUGGACUCGCCGGCUUUUGUAUUAAUCCCUGGGCUGCGCCUUCGCCUCUCGCAGCGCGGCGUUACGUGACAGGCCCCAGGCUCUAUCCUUGGCGCACCAAUCUACCAGGUGGCCUUAGUUACGGUUGGCGGUUCUUAGGAAGCUAUUCAUGGAUUUCAUCCCUAAGCCACCAUUGGGCACUUUAGUGCGAAUAAAUGAUUUGAUAACAGUGGCCCGUUCUUCCACAGCUCGCCAGGACACGGGUAGCCUGUUUUCUAGUUUCAACCAAGUGAUAUAAUUUCACCAUUCACUUCAGCUCUUUCAAUGCGAGGAUAGGAACACAGCCAGGCGAUUGCUGUAAUGACAUCUGCUUACUAGUGUCUGCUAUUUUGCAUCGCAUUAAGUUCUUUUGAUUUAUGUAGCUAUUUCGACAGCUUAUCUAACAUUACGCCUGGAACGUCUCUCUGCUUUUCAUACCCCCCCCCCCCUGCCCCAACCAUUCGCCGAGGACGGCUUACUUCAGCAUGUAGCGAUAUGGUACACGGGGAGAGCGUUCGCCUCCGUACCGCUUAGUCACGUGACAUGACGUCGCAGCGGCGAGGGUGAUGGUAGUCUUCAAGAUAACACCGCGAGAAGCCCUGACCAGUGGCCACUGUACAAAAAGAUGGAGAUAACUGGCAAAGAAAGCGCAGCACAUUCACGGCGCACGUUCUAAGCAUUGUGUUAUCGCAUAAUUUGUUGGCAGCAUGUAGCCAUAGUGCUUUCAUUGUGCAAAAUAAUAUGUGUAUUUUGUUCAUUGGCGAAAAACUAUGACCCACAGAAACUAUGAGCAGGCCUAGGCGCACAUUUGUGUGACAUUUGGUAAAUGAACUUUGAAG